AUGUCUUAAUGAAAAGAUGAUGCAGGGAUGAGUUUGGCACAGCUGAAGGUUCGCAUGGCAUGACAAUGUUUUGGAAACUGAUGCUGAAGGACACGAGGAGCACACAAGGUGAACUUCUCCAGCCUUGUGGAAUGAAGCUGGUGCAUCUCGGUGAAGCUGCUCUGGACAUUCUGAUGCAAGGGGCCCAUAACAGCACUGACGGUGCCCAAGACAAUGUGUGCGGAGCCAUGGCCACACUACUGCUGCUGUUACUCUGCCUGUUGCUGGCCAUCAGACAACAUCGGACAAAGAAAGACCAUGUGCCAGGUCCUUGUUUCUUCCUGGGUCUGGGUCCUCUUCUCUCUUACUGUCGGUUUAUUUGGUCUGGGAUUGGCACUGCCAGCAACUACUACAACAGCAAAUAUGGAGACAUUGUGCGGGUCUGGAUCAACGGUGAGGAAACUCUCAUCUUCAGCAGGUCAUCUGCUGUGUAUCAUGUGUUGAGGAGAUCUCUGUACACCUCACGCUUUGGGAGCAAACUGGGUCUGCAGUGUAUUGGGAUGCAUGAACAAGGCAUCAUAUUCAACUCAAAUGUGGAACUCUGGAAGAAAGUCCGCACCUUUUAUGCAAAAGCUCUAACAGGUCCAGGGCUUCAGAGAACUUUGGAGGUUUGCACCACUUCCACAAACACACACCUGGAUGAUCUGUCUCACCUGACAGAUGCUCAGGGACAGGUGGACAUCCUUAACUUACUGCGGUGCAUUGUAGUGGACAUUUCCAACAGACUGUUUCUAGGAGUCCCUCUCAAAGAGCAUGAUCUGCUUCAGAAGAUUCAUAAAUAUUUUGACACCUGGCAGACAGUAUUAAUCAAACCUGAUGUUUACUUCAGACUGGACUGGCUUCACAGGAAGCACAAGAGAGACGCUCAGACGUUGCAGGAUGCCAUUGCAGCUCUGAUCGAGGAGAAGAGAGUUCAGCUGACACAUGCAGAAAAACUCGACCAUCUCGACUUCACAGCAGAGCUGAUAUUUGCUCAGAGCCACGGGGAGUUGAGUGCUGAGAACGUCAGGCAGUGUGUGUUGGAGAUGUUGAUCGCGGCUCCAGACACUCUCUCCAUCAGUCUGUUCUUCAUGUUGCUGUUGCUCAAACAAAAUCCAGACGUGGAGUUAAAGAUCCUGCAGGAAAUGGACACUGUCUUAGCGGGUAGGAGCCUGCGGCACUCACAUCUGUCCAGGUUACACAUUCUGGAGAGUUUUAUCAACGAGUCGCUUCGGUUCCAUCCGGUCGUGGACUUCACCAUGCGCCGGGCGCUGGAUGAUGAUGUCAUCGAGGGCUACAAAGUGAAGAAAGGAACAAACAUCAUACUGAACGUGGGUCGGAUGCACAGAUCCGAAUUCUUCCCCAAACCGAAUCAGUUCAGUCUGGACAACUUCAAGAAAAAUGUGCCGAGUCGUUUCUUUCAGCCGUUCGGAUCAGGCCCGCGGUCGUGUGUGGGGAAGCACAUUGCUAUGGUGAUGAUGAAGUCUAUUCUUGUGACACUGUUGUCUCGUUUCUCUGUGUGUCCUGUGAAGGGCUGUACUGUAGACAGCGUCCCACAAACCAACAACCUUUCACAGCAGCCGGUGGAGGAGCCCUCGAGCCUCAGCGUGCAGCUCAUCCUCAGAAACUCUCUCUGAUUCACCACUAACAUAUCUGCUCCUGUGUCAUUAUUACCAUGUAUUUAUCUACUGCUUUAGUAGUCAGUUCUUUGGAUAUUUGUGUUUAAAUUUGUAUGUAAUUCAGUGUAAACGUAACUGUUGUUAUAAUAUUGUGGCUUUCUGUGGAU
Molecule: messenger RNA, 1804 nt
Organism: Sinocyclocheilus anshuiensis
Lineage: Eukaryota; Metazoa; Chordata; Actinopteri; Cypriniformes; Cyprinidae
Gene: cyp19a1a
Product: cytochrome P450, family 19, subfamily A, polypeptide 1a
Exons: 10
Coding region: 60-1655 (531 amino acids)
Biological process (GO): female gonad development; response to estradiol
Cellular component (GO): endoplasmic reticulum
Molecular function (GO): iron ion binding; heme binding; aromatase activity
Source: RefSeq, a predicted model, not a curated record